UGUCGAUGCUCUUCGCAGUCGCACUCACAACAGCGUUGGCGCUCCACGCGUCUCCGCGCCUGCUGUCCCCGCGCGCUCAUGCUGCCUGUGCGCGGAGUACUGUCUGCGUCGCGCAAGCCACGGAAGCGCAGGACGCAUUGAUCGCCAAGCUGCGGGCCGCGCCGCUCGACGGGCUCACGGCAAUAGUGGCAAACGACAUGAAGGCCAUUGACCAGCGCUUUUUCCUGCGGCUGGCCGAGCUGGCAGACGCGGCCGACGAUGAGGCGGAUCGCGAUUCGAUCGCGGAGCUCGCGAGCAGUGUCGCCAGCUCCGUCGAGACGCUGCUCCGGCUCGCGGAUGAGAAGAUUCAGGAUGACGGCUCAAAAGCGCAGGCGAUCCUCCAGAUCGCCGCGUCCGAGAGCGGCGAGUUCGAGGUGCCGAUCCCAGCGGAGCGGGCGGCGGCCGUGCGGGCCGCCAUCCGCGAGCGCGGCGGCUCGCUGGACGACGGAUUUGUCGCGACCAUCAAGGCGUACAUGUCAAAGGCGGACAAGGACGGCAUGGAGGGGCUCGUCGAGAUGCUGCGCGAGGUGCUGCAGCUCUUCGCGGCCGAGCGGCUGCUUGCGCUGGUCGAGCCGAGGCUGGAGGAUGGCUCGGGGCUCGCGGCUGCGCUGCGCGCCGUGCUCGCCGCGAAGCCGGACGAGUGGGAGGAGACUCUGCGCGGGCAGGUUGCCACGGCCGAGCCCGUGUGCGGGCCGCUCGAGCUGCAGUCGGCGCUGCAGGACCAGAUGGGUGAGGUUGUGCUGGGCAUGCCGUCGGGGUCGGCGCUGCAGGCCCUGCUGGCCGAGUACCUCAACGAGCUGCUCGAGCGGACGCGAGUCAUCGUCGCCGAGCUCGCCUAGACGACCGUCGGUGUGCGGUGUGGCAACGCGCCCGGGCGUGCUCGUCGCUCGGAGGCGUGAGAAGCACUUUUUCAGUUAGAGCUCGUUUAGCGUGAAC
Emiliania huxleyi CCMP1516 is the source of this 975-nucleotide messenger RNA. RefSeq lists its product as hypothetical. The coding region runs from base 6 to 878 and encodes 290 amino acids. NCBI's taxonomy places the organism in Eukaryota, Haptophyta, Isochrysidales, Noelaerhabdaceae. The transcript is spliced from 2 exons. The record is from RefSeq and is a predicted model, not a curated record.